AUGGCGUACAAUCCUCGAAUGAGCAUCAUCCCCCCCUCGCAGCAACAAUCGCGGUCGAGGAAAAAGGAAGAAGAGGCCGACGCGUUUAUGCGACUGCCCGACCGCGAGAUCGUGGGAUGCAUCACCGACAUUGGCAUCAACUUCACCAUCGCCGACCUCCAGAAACCGAACCCGGCGCAUGUCCAGCAGAUCUUUGAGUGGUUCGCCGAGCUGCUUCUGAAUGCGACCCGCGAGACGGUCGAGCCGGCGAUGCGCGCCGCGGCCGAGGACAUUUGCGGCGAGUUUGCCGAUGUUGUUUCACCAGACACGCGCAACCUGAUGGGCUUUUUUGUCUCGCUGCGACGGCUGCUGGUGGAGUGCGGCAUCCAGGAUUUCAGCUUCAACGACUUAUACAAGCCCACAUACGAGCGCCUGGUCAAAAUCUUUAGCUACCUCAUCAACUUUGUCCGGUUUCGAGAAUCUCAGACAAGCGUCAUUGACGAGCACUAUAACAAGGCUGAAUCGACAAAGACGAGAAUAGAGGCUCUGUACGGCCAGAACCAGGAUAACGAGUCGAGGUUGGAGGACAUGAAGAACAACCGACAGGCCAUGGAGGCACAAGUGCGGGAGAAGACGAUGCGAAACGAGGAGCUAAAGAGGCGUUUGCUGGAGCUGCGACGAAGCCAAGAGAAAGUUGCAGCACGGUUAGAAGAAGCGAAGCAGAAAAAGGGCGAGUUGACAACGUUGCUGGAGCAGAGGACGCAGGAGAAGAUCACGAUGAAGCAAGAGAGCGCCAAACUACGGCCGUAUGUGCUACAAAGCCCGUCCGCUCUCCAACAGAACCUCACAGAAUUACGAGAUAUUCUCAACAACGACAAGACCCGCAUUGAUGCGCUAGACCGACGGGCACGAGCGCUGCAAACGUCGGCAGAUUCCUUUGGCGUAGUGGGGAGCGAUGUCGCAUCUUGCAUCAAGAUCCUGGAAGAAAUUGCCAUGGAAAUGGCCAAAGAGGAUGAAGAAAUGGCCAAAAACACAAAACAGCGCGAGGCCCUAUCAGAACGAGGAAAUAAUGCGCGCGAGGUGGAGCGGGCAGAGCAAAUGUUGAAACGACAGCUUGCCAAAUGGAACGAGCGGACAGAGAAGCUGCGCGAGCAGAGCAACCAAAAGGCGCAAGAUGCCAAGGAGAAGAUGCACGAGCUGCGAGCCACGCACAAGAAGCUCACGGAGGAACAAACAAACAAGGGCAAGGAAAUGGAAAUUCGAAGAGUGAGGAUCGAACAGACGGAGAAGAAGAUGCUUGACUUGAAGGAAAAUAUCGAGAAUGAGGUUCAUUCAGCAUAUGACGAAUAUCUCAAAAUGGAAUCCCACAUCAAACUAUACAUUACUGAGAUGGAGCAAACAGUCGGCUAA
This is a messenger RNA of Trichoderma atroviride IMI 206040, 1389 nucleotides long. RefSeq lists its product as uncharacterized. Gene Ontology annotation, molecular function: protein-containing complex binding. NCBI's taxonomy places the organism in Eukaryota, Fungi, Ascomycota, Sordariomycetes, Hypocreales, Hypocreaceae. The record is from RefSeq and is a predicted model, not a curated record. Gene Ontology annotation, cellular component: kinetochore; Ndc80 complex. Gene Ontology annotation, biological process: meiotic chromosome segregation; kinetochore organization; attachment of mitotic spindle microtubules to kinetochore.